AUGCCACUGUUUUAUGCUGCAACACACGGUCACGAAACAGUCGUUCAGUUGCUUCUAAAGCAUCGAGCCUUCCCGGACUUCGCAGAUAGUACCUACAGCCGAACACCCCUAUCCACAGCUGCGCUAAACGGGCAAGAGGCUGUGGUAAAGCUACUGCUGUCAUGCGAUACCAAUGUUGAUUCCAAGGAUCAUCAAGACCGGACACCACUGAUAUUAGCAGCAUUGAAGGGGCAUAACUCAAUAGUUGAGCUCCUUCUCAAUAAGGGCGCAGACGUCAACACCAAGGAUAUGAAUGGUCGAACGCCACUAUUCUGGGCCAUAUAUUCUGGCUACAUAACGACGGCCGCAACGCUACUUGACAAUCGUGCUGAUCCAGACUUCAGAGACAAAAACCAACAAAAUCUAUUGAUGUGGGCUAUAAAAAGAGGUCAGGAUGCGAUUAUCAAGCUCCUCCUCGAGCAUAGUGCGAAAACAGAUCACGCCGAUGAAUAUGGCCAGGUACCCCUGUCCUUGGCUGCGGAUGGAGGGCAUGUAAAUGCGGUCAAGCUGCUGCUCGGGAACGGUGCCUAUGUAGACACUCUUGACUUUCAAUCUUGUCGGUCACCACUGUGGCGCGCUGCAGAAAGAGGACAUGCGGAGGUGGUUGAGUUGCUACUUACGAGCGGCGCUCAGUUAGACUUGACGGACAAUGAUGGUCGCACGCCACUGUCUAGAGCUGUCGCAAAUGGACAUAAGACAGUGGUGGAGCUACUGCAAUGCGGUGAUCGGGAACGAAAAUAA
Molecule: messenger RNA, 780 nt
Organism: Aspergillus affinis
Lineage: Eukaryota; Fungi; Ascomycota; Eurotiomycetes; Eurotiales; Aspergillaceae
Product: ankyrin repeat domain-containing protein
Exons: 1
Coding region: 1-780 (259 amino acids)
Molecular function (GO): protein binding
Source: RefSeq, a predicted model, not a curated record